Aspergillus bombycis is the source of this 1236-nucleotide messenger RNA. RefSeq names its product adaptin-binding domain-containing protein. The record is from RefSeq and is a predicted model, not a curated record. The coding region runs from base 1 to 1236 and encodes 411 amino acids. The transcript is spliced from 4 exons. Lineage: Eukaryota; Fungi; Ascomycota; Eurotiomycetes; Eurotiales; Aspergillaceae. Gene Ontology annotation, molecular function: protein-macromolecule adaptor activity. Gene Ontology annotation, biological process: vesicle-mediated transport.
AUGCCCCAACCAAACCCACCAAAACAAGACCAAAACCCAGCAACCGUCAUCGCCAACCCCCGCCGCCUCCUCAUCCUCGCCCCCUCGCAACACUCCCACACCACAAUCCCCCCAUUCCUGCACUCCCUAACCGGGUCCCCCGUUAUCGAUCCCCCGACCUCGACCUCGACCUCGACCCUCGACCAAAACCACCCAGACACUGACCCCAAUACGCCGCCGCCGCCGCCGCCGCCGACGACGACUACAUUCGCAGGCUACACAACGCACCCCCCACUCCGACUCGAGAAUAGGUAUUAUAAAGCCGAGGUGCCGAUUUGGGUUGAUGAGAUCCCACUUUCUUCUUCUGAGAAUGUGAAUGCGAAUGCGAAUACAGAUACAACUACAGAUACACAAAAUGACCAACCGGAGCUAAUAAACCCCCAAGGACAAACCCAAGACCAAGACCAAGACCAAGAACAAGAACAAGAACCCCUCACACCAAGGACAUGGCGGAAGGAAUUCUCCGGCCCAGAAGCGAAGGUCGUGAGGGAUGCUAUCGGGGGCGUGGUUAUCUGCUUGCGUAAUUUGGAUCUCGUAUCUCCGUCUACUCCUACAGAAGCAGAUGUGGAAGAAGGACCGGAGUGGAAGGGUCUGCAGACGUUCCUGGAAGCCAUUGGGUUGGUUGUUUUGGUUGGUAGGGGGAGGGAGUCCGGUGCUGCUGCUGGUGCUGCUGCUGGGGACGCGGAUGAGGUCGAUGGCUUGGCGGAGGAAGAGGUGUUUUCGGUUCCCUGGUGGGAGGAUAAAUUGUUUGAUCUUGGGUUGGUGGGCUUUGAGGUUGUUAAUUGGGAUCCUAGGGAGGUUGCUGGGGGUGUGGAGGAGAGGGAUCGGUUUGGGGAGUAUCAGGGUAUGCGAAGGGUGAGGGAGAUUCUAGAGACGCAUGAUUGGGCUUCGACGCCUGCUGGGGAGUCCGAUGGUGUGGGCGAUGUUGAGGAUGAGCUUGAGAGGCAUUUGCUUGAGGAUGGGUUCGAUUUGGAGGUGAAUGAGCUGGAGCGGGAGAUGGUUGGGCUGCGGUUUGCGAUGGAGAAUGGAGAUGACGAUUUAGGCGGGAUUGAUGGAGACGAUGAGAUGAAGGUUGAGUCGAUGGAGGCGUUGAUGUUGCGGAUGAAAGCUAUUAAAGACAUGAGUGAUGAGUUACCGGAGAGCGAACGGAAACGAUUUGCGGCGAAAGCUGUGCGAGAUAUCAUGAAGGAGUUGUAA